Molecule: messenger RNA, 2308 nt
Organism: Benincasa hispida (wax gourd)
Lineage: Eukaryota; Viridiplantae; Streptophyta; Magnoliopsida; Cucurbitales; Cucurbitaceae
Product: Protein kinase superfamily protein
Biological process (GO): protein phosphorylation
Molecular function (GO): ATP binding; protein kinase activity
Source: RefSeq, a predicted model, not a curated record
AUCCGUAAUUUCAAUAAAUAAUGCCAUUGCCGAUUUGCCGGCUCAAUCCCCCUUCCCUUCCUCUCUUCCUUCCCAUUUUUACACAAAAAUCAACACUUUUUCUUCCUUAUUUCUUCUCUCUCACUCUUUCGCUCUCAUGUUUCUUCCUUAGCUUCCACCGAUUUUUCCCACUUCGAUUUGAUUUGAAGAAUGUCUACACAAGAAGCUGCUUCUCAACCGGUUCCUUCUUUUGAGUAUGAGCUUCUUGAUGGUGAUCCUGAUCAUGUUAGGACAGUGGUUGCUUCAUCAAACUAUCCAAGCCCUAGGAUUGAACCUUCAAAAGUGAAGCUUAGGCAUCGAAUUGGGCGAGGCGUAUUCGGUGAUGUUUGGUUAGCAACUCACCAUCAGUCCACUAAGGAUUAUGAUGAGUAUCAUGAAGUUGCAGUCAAGAUGUUGAAUCCUGUUAAAGAUGACCAUUUGAGGGUUGUUUUGGAUAAACUUGAGGAUCAUUUCUAUAAGUGUCAAGGUGCAAAGGGUGUCUGCAGGCUGUAUGGAGUGUCUAUAAUUGGUGGGAAGUUAUGCAUCAUCAUGAAAUUCUAUGAAGGAUCAGUUGCUGAUAAAAUGGCUCGCCUUAAAGAUGGAAAGCUUUCUCUCCCUGAUGUAUUGAGAUAUGGAAUCAAUCUAGCCCAGGGGAUUCUAGAAUUGCACUCAAAAGAGAUCUUGGUUCUUAACCUGAAACCUUCAAACAUGCUCCUUACCACCAAGGAUCAAGCAAUUUUGGGAGAUGUUGGAAUUCCUUUUCUACUACACGGUGUACCGAUACCAAAUAUGGAUAUAAUUCAGAGACUUGGGACACCUAACUAUAUGGCACCAGAACAAUGGCAGCCAGAAGUUAGAGGUCCGGUAUCGUAUGAAACUGAUUCUUGGGGGUUUGCCUGCUGCAUAAUUGAGAUGUUGACUGGUGUACAGCCAUGGCGUGGGAAAUCAGUUGAUGAAAUAUUUCAUUCUGUUGUCAGGAAACAAGAAAAACCAUGUAUUCCAAGUGGACUUCCUCCUCUAAUCGAGAAUGUUCUUCUUGGUUGCUUUGAAUAUGACUUAAGGAGUCGUCCUUUAUUGACAGACAUACUAAAUGUGUUCCAGAGCUCUCAACAUGUUAAUAGCGACUGGCAAGCCAUUGGGAGUUCAAAAGUGUUGAACAAAUCAAAUGCCACUGGACAUACUGAAUGGUUUCUCUCAAAGGAUCACUUGCAAGUGAAUGACUUGGUGCGUUCUAGAAAGCCAUUGAAUUCAUGCAAGUCAGAUAAUAUGAACAUCCCUGAAGGAAAGAUAGUGGGUUUAGAACGCGAAACUGAAAAGGAUGCUUUUGUUUUGGUGAGAGUUCGUGGAAUCCAUGAUCCCGUAAGAGUGUAUGCUUCAACGCUUGAGCGGGUGAGUUUCGGGUUAGCAGUUGGUGACUGGAUACGUUUGAAGGAAGCAGAAAAGAAACACUCUCCAGUGGGAAUUCUUCAUUCAAUCGAUCGUGUUGGUAAUGUAGCUGUUGCUUUUAUUGGUGUAGAAACUCUCUGGAAUGGUAACUCUUCCCAGUUUCAAAUGGCAGAAUCGUUUUGCGUUGGCCAAUUUGUACGGAUAAAAGCCAGCAUCCUGAGACCACGAUUCGAAUGGCCUCGUAAAAAAGGAAAUGUUUGGGCCACAGGGAGGAUUUGGUGGAUCCUACCCAAUGGUUGUCUCAUGGUCAAGUUCCCUGGAAUUCUCUCUUUCAAAGAAGAAUGUGAUUCAUACAUGGCUGAUCCAGCCGAGGUCGAGGCAGUCAACUUUAGCACUUGUCCAGGGAUGGUGAAAAAGUACCAACACCUUGAGGACUUUCACUGGUCAGUUAGACCAGUUCUGAUUGCAUUUGGGAUGUUUACAGCAAUGAAGCUGGGAAUUGCAUUUGGGAAGAAGGUGGGGAGAUCAAAGGUGAAGAAAGGACAAAGCAACCUUGUGUAUUGUGAAUCUCAACAUAUCGAAGGACAGAACGCCAACAAUCCAGCUUGGAUUCCUCCGCCUGUGAAAAACAUUCUUUUCGGAGAUGGCGUUAGCACGGUCGCACGAUGAUGCUACGACCAGUUUGUUCGUUCCAUCAGCAAAAAGUUGUGCCAAGUUAUCUGUAUAGAUUAACUUUACUGACUGGUUUAUACUCCCAGUACUAUGUAAAUGCUCCUGUACAGUUGUGAAACAAACAAGCAAGCCAGCUUUGCUUAAGAAUGUGUAUGUAUAGAAGAAUAAUGUGUUUUAUAAAUAUGGUCGUGUUUAUAUAAGGCUCAUGUCUUAAAAGUGGUUGUAGAUUUUC